Molecule: messenger RNA, 1555 nt
Organism: Eruca vesicaria subsp. sativa (arugula)
Lineage: Eukaryota; Viridiplantae; Streptophyta; Magnoliopsida; Brassicales; Brassicaceae
Source: the annotation of a GenBank genome assembly
GAUUCAUUCAAUCAUCUUCUUCCCAAAUCGCGAAACCCUAAUUUCUCUGCAAGUUCCCAAUCACCGAAGAAGGCUUUCUUCAGAUCGCUGCUAGACACGAUAUGUCUUCCGUAUCAAGCCAGCAACAGUUCCGUUACACGCAGACACCUUCAAAGGUUCUCCAUUUACGAAACUUGCCGUGGGAAUGCACCGAGGAAGAGUUAAUCGAGCUCGGGAAGCCCUUUGGCACCGUUGUGAAUACAAAGUGCAAUGUUGGAGCCAAUAAAAACCAAGCCUUUAUUGAGUUCGAGGAUUUGAAUCAGGCGAUACAGAUGAUAUCUUUCUACGCUUCAUCGUCAGAGCCAGCUCAGGUUCGAGGUAAAACUGUGUACCUUCAGUACUCCAACAGGCAGGAGAUUGUGAAUAACAAAACGGCGGCGGAUGUGGUUGGGAAUGUUCUGCUUGUGACGGUGGAAGGGGAGGAUGCUCGGAUGGUUAGCAUUGAUGUUUUGCAUUUGGUAUUCUCAGCCUUUGGUUUCGUCCACAAGAUUACUACUUUCGAGAAGACAGCUGGAUAUCAGGCCCUUGUUCAAUUUUCUGACGCAGAAACUGCAACCUCUGCAAGAACUUCCCUCGAUGGAAGAAGCAUCCCUAGUUAUCUACUCCCUAAGGAAGUCAGCCAAUGCUCUCUUAAAAUCACAUAUUCUGCUCACACGGAUCUGACUGUCAAAUUCCAGAGUCAUCGGAGCAGGGACUAUACUAAUCCUUACCUUCCUGUUGCUCCAUCAGCCAUUGAUAGUACUGGGCAGGUGGUUGUGGGUCUAGACGGGAGGAAGAUGGAGCCUGAAAGUAAUGUUCUUCUUGCAUCCAUCGAGAACAUGCAAUAUGCAGUAACCUUGGAUGUUUUGCACACGGUUUUCGCGGCUUUUGGAGCUGUUCAAAAGAUUGCAAUGUUUGACAAGAACGGUGGGCUACAGGCAUUGAUUCAAUACCCAGAUGUUCAAACGGCUGUGGUGGCGAAAGGAGCAUUGGAAGGACAUUGUAUUUAUGAAGGUGGGUUUUGUAAGCUACACAUCACUUACUCACGCCACACUGACCUCAGCAUAAAGAUGAACAGCGAUAGAAGCAGAGACUACACAAUGCCAGACCCGGCUGUUGCGAUGGCUCCACAGCCCGGGCAUAAUCCAUACCCGGGUAAUUCACCGCAAUACCAGGGAGCAGAUGCGAGCUACCAGCAGCAGCAGCCACAAGGGGGGUGGGGGCAAUCAGGAGGGCUAGGUCACAGUCACUACAUGGCACCACCGUCGAUGCAUCAAGGUCCGGGUGGUUAUAUGCCGCCACACCAUUAUGGUGGUGGUCCUUCUGGGCCAAUGCAUUAAAAGAAGAAAAAAUAAAGGAGAGUCCGUUUUAAAAGUUGUUUAAUCCCUCACUUACACAUGCCUCUGUUUUCUUUUUUGUUGUUUGGUUUAUGGAACACACAUGUACUUGUGUCCGAUAAGAUCAUUAUCAUAAGCAUUUUGUUUUAUCAUCAAGUUGUCUUCACAGAAUUGUGAUAGAUGCACUUAAUCUUUGCCUC